ACGUUGUCACGUAGACAGCGUCUAUAUAAGGGGAUACUUUCUUGUCUGUUCUGUGGUCAGACACUCACUACGAGAACGAACAGUGAGUAACGAUUCCAUCCAGCAAACGAGAAGAAAAGCCACAACGAUUUCUAUAAACAACUAAGAAAUCUGAAAGAUGAUUCUAGAAAUCGCAUUUGUUUUCGUUUGUGUGACAACGAUCGCUUUCUUUGUCCACCGCGCCCAUGCGCAGAAAUCCAAGAAUCUGGCUCCUGGCCCCAGGCCGUAUCCCCUGAUUGGCAACAUGCCCCGUUUAGCAGGAAAACCAGGUCACUUGGCCAUGACUGAGCUAGCUGAGGAGUAUGGUAAGAUCUAUACGCUCUACCUGCCCGGCGGUCAGCGGUGUGUCGUUAUCAACUCAAUAGAUCUGGCCCGUGAAGCGCUGCUCGCUAGGAGAGAUGAAUUUUCAGGGCGACCCGUGACCUUUGUUGGAGACUACUUGUCCCGAGGAGGCAGAAAUAUCAUCUGCGCCGACUUCACGCAAUCAAUGAUCCUUCUGCGAAAGAUUGCUCACUCAGCACUGCGCAUGUACGGAAGUGGCUUGAAGCAUCUCGAGUGUCUUAUAAGCAGUGAGGUUGAUCACAUGGCCAAACGCAUCACUUCCCAACAGGGGAAACCAUUUGAUCCAAAAAAAGAAAUUCAGCUGACCAUUCUCAACGUGAUAUGUGCUGUUGUCUACGGCGAAAGCUACGAUAUUGAAGACGAAGAAUUCCUGCGGAUAAUUCAGUACAAUGAUGACUUUAUCAGACUAUUUGGUAGCUAUAAUAUCUUAGACCUGCUUCCGUGGCUAAGAUUUUUCCCUCUGCAAGACAUGAAAACCCUGCGCGAGUCGCGCCAAAUCAGAGAUGACAUCCUCGGAGCAAAAUAUCAAGAACACAAAAAGAGGUUUGAAGAGGACAGCGCAAACAACAACUUUGAAAUCGAAGAUUUGACUGAUGCUCUACUGAAGGCCUACCACGAGGCGCAAGAAGAAGACGGAAAAGUCGCACAAUUGCUGACUGAAGAUCAUCUCGUUAUGACAAUGAACGAUGUCUUCAAUGCCGGUCUGGAGACAUCGGCUACAACACUACGAUGGCUGCUCGCUUUCUUGGUUACCUACCCAGAAAUCCAAGCCCGCGUGCAUGCGGAGUUAGAUGACGUCAUCGGCAGUGGCCGCAUGCCGUGUUUGAACGACCGUGGGAAUCUUCCAUAUUUGGAAUCCACCAUUGCAGAGGUUCUCCGCAUCAGAGCUAUAGUUCCACUGUCACUGCCUCACAAGGCGACGUGUGAUACGACACUGGGUGGCUACGAUGUACCAAAAGACACAAUGCUUAUAUCAAACAUAUGGGCUAUGCACCACGACAAAAAUGAAUGGCAGAAUCCCGAAGUGUUCGACCCGUCUAGGUUCUUGGACAAAGACGGAAAGCUUCUUGGCUCAGAACGAAAAUUCUCCGCCGCUGGAGUACGCAGCUACUUACCAUUUAGCGCCGGAAGACGCGGUUGCCUUGGUGAAUCACUGGCGAAAACCGAAAUGUUCUUAGUGGCGUCCAGGCUCCUGCAUCAAUUUAAAUUCGAAAAUCCAGCUGGUAGACCUCUUCCAGAUCUGAGCGGCGAGGUUGGCGUGGUCUUAAUGCCCGGCCCCUUUGAAAUAUGUGCCAAGGAUAGACUGUAAACAUCGCAGAAUGAACUCAAUUAGAAUUUAAUUUUCCCUGUUCAAAAAACUCUUUUCAAUUGCUUUGAUUACGGAUAAGAUUAUAGAAAUAAGAACAAUUUUUAAAAGUACUCUGUCAAAUGAAACCAACUAUGAUUAAUUUUAACGGAAACUUCUUUUCUUGAAACACACUACCUGAAAUAUUUAUGAUUCCUUCCUGCGUCGGAUGGAAAAAGAAAAUCUUUUAAUGAGCAAAAGUAGAAUUUUUCAACACGAAUGUAUUCAGCCCUCUAUGAGGCAAAGUAGUACUUCACAUUUAGUGAAUGAUCUGAAUUUUAGAGUUGCGUUUGCUUUUCUGUAUUCUGUAAAUUUUUUUAUCAAUGACUCGCCUUGAUUCAGCUUAAAAAAACAUUUAUUGAUUUUAGAGAUACUGGGGUUCUUGUGACUCUUACUAAAACUUGAAAUUUAUGAAAGAAAAAGUGGAAAAGUGAAAAAAAAAAAUCUCGGUAACAGCAAUUUCCAGAAAUACGCCAAUUCAUAGAAACUCAAUCCAUCUCCUUACUGUACUGUAAAAUUUGACCAACUCCCCCAGUGUUCAUUUAGUCAAGUGCGCAUUGUAUACUCACUAUAUUAUAUCGGCAUUAAGCGGUGUUACCCAGAUCGUAGAAGUGUUAGCUAGCUGUAUUACGUACUCCAAGAAUAUUAAAUACAUUUUUCAAAGGUUCCUAACAAAGUUACUUAACACAUAUGUACUUUUUUGUAUAUUUACGUACCAAACACCUAAUGGCAGUGACAUAUAUAUACAAUUAGUCAUUUUAUUUUGUAUGUUUAAUAAAUGUCUUCUUAAAAGUAAGCAAUUUAGC
Messenger RNA from Pocillopora verrucosa, 2532 nucleotides. Its product is annotated as steroid 17-alpha-hydroxylase/17,20 lyase. NCBI's taxonomy places the organism in Eukaryota, Metazoa, Cnidaria, Anthozoa, Scleractinia, Pocilloporidae. Gene Ontology annotation, molecular function: steroid 17-alpha-monooxygenase activity; heme binding; iron ion binding. The record is from RefSeq and is a predicted model, not a curated record. Gene Ontology annotation, biological process: hormone biosynthetic process; progesterone metabolic process.